This is a messenger RNA of Prunus avium (sweet cherry), 1384 nucleotides long. It is a transcript of the gene ENDO2, whose product is annotated as endonuclease 2. Gene Ontology annotation, molecular function: endonuclease activity; nucleic acid binding. The record is from RefSeq and is a predicted model, not a curated record. Gene Ontology annotation, biological process: DNA catabolic process. Lineage: Eukaryota; Viridiplantae; Streptophyta; Magnoliopsida; Rosales; Rosaceae.
UUUUAAAUCCCCACUCUCAUAUAUGAGUGGUAACUAUAAAAGCAGAGAAAGGCCAUCACAUAUGAUGGCAGUGGUAUUGGGAGCAAAGGAAGCAAUGGGGUGUGGCAGAAUCCAGAUAAUUACUUUGUGUUCACUGCUGCUUCUUUUUCCUGUCAUUCAUGGUUGGGGAACUGUUGGCCAUCUCACAGUUUGCAGAAUUGCUCAGUCUAGGUUGAGCAAAGCAGCAGCAGAUGCAGUGAAGCAGCUGCUUCCUGCCUAUGCAGAAAAUGACUUGGGCAGUCUGUGCAUAUGGCCAGAUCAUGUCAAGUUUAUUUAUCACUGGUCCUCUGCCCUUCACUACAUUAAUACUCCUGACAACCUUUGUAAUUACCAGUACAAUAGGGACUGCAAAGAUGAAAAUGGAGAGAAGGGGCGCUGUGUUGCAGGGGCUAUUAACAAUUAUACCUCACAGCUUCUCAGUUACACUACCCAUUCUUCUCAGCCUAAAUAUAAUCUCACGCAAGCGCUUCUGUUUCUUUCCCAUUUCAUUGGAGACAUCCAUCAGCCUCUGCAUGUAGGUUUUACUUCAGACAAGGGAGGCAAUACAAUUGAUGUUCACUGGUACACCAGGAAGCAAAAUCUUCACCAUAUUUGGGAUGACAACAUAGUCGAGACAGCAGAAGAGAGAUUCUAUGACUCCAAUGUGGAAGAACUGGUUGAUGCAAUUAAACAAAAUAUUACGACUGAAUGGGCAGAUGAAGUUAAGGGUUGGGAGACCUGCAGCUUGAAUAAGACAGCAUGCCCAGACGUAUAUGCAUCUGAAGGCAUCAAAGCGGCCUGUGAUUGGGCAUACAAGGGUGCAGAAGAAGGUUCAGUGCUACAAGAUGAAUAUUUCCUCUCCCGGCUACCAAUAGUCAAUUGGCGGUUGGCUCAAGGUGGAGUUCGACUAGCAGCCACCCUCAACCGUAUCUUCGGGUGACAGAACAGUUCUGCUUCAAGUUGAUUAGAUUUCAAGAAGCAUGCCUCCAAAUUUAAAACCAGUGUAGUAAAUUAUGUAUUGUCCAUAAAACUUUGGAACAACUUAUGAAAAUACAUCACUCUUUUCAAAGUCUAGUAAUCUCUUUGUUUCUAAAAGUUUCAAGCAUGUGAACACACACGGUAAAUCUAAUAGAAAAUGGCUUGCUGCUUAUAAGUCCAGCAAGUUUUGGUAACACAUGAUACAUAAGAAGACUAACAUAUGUCACCCAGAUUCUGUCAACAGUUUAAGUUGCCAUCGUUCUCCGGAUACCAGAAUCAUCCAAAUCUAAACACAAUUAAUAUGCCACACUACAUGCUUCUUAAUUAUGCAUAUUAUUUACAUCCUGAAAUCUGGAUCAUGUCAAGCAACUUGAACUUGUGCUUUCUU